CCCGCAACUUUCAGCGGAAUGGCUUCUGCGGCGAUGUCCACGCCCUCAGCCUCGAAUUGGACGGAGCACAAGGCGCCGGACGGACGAACUUACUACUACAACACGGCCACCAAGCAGAGCUCAUGGGAGAAGCCCGAGGAGUUCAAGACCGAAAAGGAUCGCAUCCUCGCCGCUUGUCCUUGGAAAGAAUACACCUCCGAGAACGAUAAGGUCUACUUCCACAACACGAUCACCCAAGAAUCUGUUUGGACCAUCCCGCCCGAUUAUGCCGAGGUCAAACGGCGAGUGGCCGAAUUAGACGCGGUCACCACAACCGUUGGAACGGUGGGGGUCACCAAUGGAGCCGUUGCUGUGGUCAACACGCCCACUGAUGCCGCAGUUGCAGCUGCAGCUACCACGUCUAAAAGUGAAUCUGUAGCUGUUGUAGGAGGAGGGGUUGGGGGUGGUGGAGGAGCGCUUGAAGCGGCUAUGAUGGCCACCUUGGCCGCCUAUUCCGGCGCCGAAGCGGUGGGAGCCAUUCCGCCUCCGCCGUUGAGUGGUCUCACGCCUAAUCCGGCAGCUCCGUCCGAGUCCAAUGCCGGCGCGCUCCCGGGAUCCGGGUCAGGUCAACCUAUGAAAAAGGAGGUGGUUUUCAAGGACAAGAAGGAGGCCAUGGAGGCCUUCAAGUUGUUGUUGCGGGAGAAGAAUGUUCCGAGUAAUGCCAAUUGGGAAACGGCCUUGCGGCUCAUCUCUAAGGAUGACCGGUACGAGUACUUGUCCAAGCUGAACGAAAAGAAACAAGUGUUCAAUUCGUACAAGAUCCAGAAGCAGAAGGAGGAGCGUGAAGAACAACGCUUACGGCUUAAGAAAGCCAAGGAAGAUUUUGAGGAUUUCCUCAUGAAUAACGAUCGAAUCAGCUCUACCAUCAAGUACUUUAGACUCGAAACCAUGUUUGGGGAUUUAGCCAUUUGGAAGGGCGUGCCCGAGAAUGAGCGUCGCGAGAUCUAUUUAGAUUGUCAACAUAACUUGGCCAAGCGAGAGCGCGAAAACUCGCGCGCCCUCCGCAAACGGAACUCGAAACGUCUACUCGAAAUUAUGGACCGCAUGACGUCCAUUCGUUUCGACACCACUUGGGAGCAAGCGCAACAGUUGCUGCUAGACAAUCCGGCCUUUGCCGAUAACGAUGAGCUCCUGGCCAUGGAUAAAGAGGAUGCCUUAAGCGUAUUCGAGGAUCACAUUCGAGAAUUGGAGCGUGAAGAAGAACUCGAACGUGAGAAGGAACGGAAAAAACUAAAACGAUUCCAACGGAAGAAUCGCGACGGUUUCAUCGACCUCUUGAACGAACUACACGAGGCGGGUAAAUUGACGUCCAUGUCCAUGUGGGUCGAGCUGUACCCUUUGAUCUCUGGUGAUUUGCGGUUCUCAAAUAUGUUGGGCCAGCCCGGUUCCACUCCGCUCGAUCUGUUCAAAUUCUAUGUCGAAGACCUGAAGUCACGGUAUUAUCUGGAAAAGAAAACCAUCAAAGACAUCCUAAAAGAAAAAGGCUUUGAUAUUACGCCGGAAGUUACAUUUGAAAGCUUUGCCACAGUGGUAUGCGAGGACAAACGCAGUGCUUCCUUAGAUGCGGGUAAUGUGAAGUUGACCUAUAAUGCCCUGUUGGAAAAGGCUAUAAGUAAAAUCAAAGAGCGACAAAAAGAAGAUGCCAAGCGAAAUAAACGCUACGAAACGGACUUCCGAAACAUGCUGAAUAAAGAGAUCGAGGCCGUUAGUGGGGCGAAUACGUGGCCAGACGUUGAGGAUCUAUUUCAAGAUCAUCCAUCUGUUGAGGCUUUGCCUAAUCACGAUGAACGAUGCAGAGUAUUCUUGGAAUUCAAGAAAGAUCUCGAAGAGACUUGCAGUCACAGCCACAAGCGAAAGUCCAAGAAGAAGAAACACAAACGUGGGCGUAGUUCGUCUCCCGAGUAUACGGACUCGAAGAGUAAGAGUGGGCGGAGUUCGACCAAAAAGUAUGAUUCUGACUCAGCCGAAUCGUCGGAUCAUCGACCUCCUAAAAAGGCUAAAAAGAAACGCAGCCGUCGAGAGACGAGUGUGGAAUCGCAGAAAUCCGGAUCUCGAACGAAAGUGGAUCGCCGAUCAGAUAACGCCCCAAACGUGGCCAAUUCUCCGCCCCCGGCUGGAUCCGCCGAAGAGGGGGAACUUUCGGAAGACGAGCUCGAGCAAAAGCGUGAGGAGCUGCUACGGAAGCUUCAAGAUGACGAUUAGUCUAGCUUACACGAUCGAUUACCAGGCCUUUUGCUCUAUAACUAUUAAUCUAUCCCAUCCAAGUUGGUUUAUUAUCGGUAUCAAUAAACAAUAAUUUCUGUUCA
This is a messenger RNA of Tigriopus californicus, 2345 nucleotides long. It is a transcript of the gene Prp40, whose product is annotated as pre-mRNA-processing factor 40 homolog A-like. Gene Ontology annotation, cellular component: U2-type prespliceosome; U1 snRNP. Gene Ontology annotation, molecular function: RNA binding; protein binding. Gene Ontology annotation, biological process: mRNA cis splicing, via spliceosome. The record is from RefSeq and is a predicted model, not a curated record. NCBI's taxonomy places the organism in Eukaryota, Metazoa, Arthropoda, Copepoda, Harpacticoida, Harpacticidae.